Physeter macrocephalus (sperm whale) is the source of this 1966-nucleotide messenger RNA. RefSeq names its product voltage dependent anion channel 1 (gene VDAC1). The transcript has 11 exons. Lineage: Eukaryota; Metazoa; Chordata; Mammalia; Artiodactyla; Physeteridae. The record is from RefSeq and is a predicted model, not a curated record. The coding region runs from base 224 to 1105 and encodes 293 amino acids. Gene Ontology annotation, cellular component: mitochondrial outer membrane. Gene Ontology annotation, biological process: monoatomic anion transmembrane transport. Gene Ontology annotation, molecular function: voltage-gated monoatomic anion channel activity.
CGCCGCUGGGUCUGUUCCUCACGCUGCAGCCCCCGCCGUAGCCGCCGCGGAGCCCACUGCCACCGCUUCUGAGGGGCUGUUUGUAAACAGAGGGGCUCAGGGGCACCAUAUAGUGAGGAUUUGCCUUUGGGCCUCUGGCCCCACUGGACAGUAGGCACACGUGGACAACCACCUCCAAGCUGGUGGUCAUGGGGAACAUUCACCGCCACCUUUACCGCAGAAGAUGGCUGUGCCUCCCACGUAUGCUGAUCUUGGCAAAUCUGCCAGGGAUGUCUUUACCAAGGGCUAUGGGUUUGGCUUAAUAAAACUUGAUUUGAAAACAAAAUCUGAGAAUGGACUGGAAUUUACAAGCUCAGGUUCAGCCAACACCGAGACCACCAAAGUGACGGGCAGUCUGGAAACCAAGUACAGAUGGACCGAAUAUGGUCUGACGUUUACGGAGAAAUGGAACACUGACAACACACUAGGCACGGAGAUUACUGUGGAAGAUCAGCUUGCACAUGGCCUGAAGCUGACCUUCGAUUCAUCCUUCUCACCAAACACUGGGAAAAAAAAUGCUAAAAUCAAGACAGGGUACAAGCGGGAACAUAUCAACCUGGGCUGUGACGUGGAUUUCGACAUUGCCGGGCCUUCCAUCCGGGGUGCUCUGGUGCUGGGUUACGAGGGCUGGCUGGCUGGCUACCAGAUGAAUUUUGAGACUGCGAAGUCUCGAGUGACCCAGAGCAACUUUGCAGUUGGCUACAAGACUGAUGAGUUCCAGCUUCACACUAAUGUUUGCGGUGAGCGGGGGCUACUCUUUUUGAGAAAUGAUGGGACAGAGUUUGGUGGCUCCAUUUAUCAGAAGGUGAAUAAGAAGUUGGAGACUGCUGUUAAUCUGGCCUGGACAGCAGGAAACAGUAACACUCGCUUUGGAAUAGCAGCCAAGUACCAGAUUGACCCUGAUGCCUGCUUCUCGGCUAAAGUGAACAACUCCAGCCUGAUAGGGUUAGGAUAUACUCAGACCCUAAAGCCAGGUAUCAAACUGACACUGUCAGCUCUGCUGGAUGGCAAGAAUGUCAACGCUGGUGGCCACAAGCUUGGUCUAGGACUGGAGUUUCAAGCAUAAAUGAAUACUGUACAAUCGUUUAAUUUUAAACUAUUUUGCAGCAUAGCUACCUUCAGAAUUUAGUGUUCCUUUUAAUGUUGUAUGUCUGGGAUGCAAGUAUCGCUAAAUAUCAUGUUAGACUUCCAGGUUAAAGAUGAUUCAGCUUUAGGGUGUUACCCUUUCAGAGGUACAGAAGAAACCCAAUUUCAAAAAAGGUCCUUUCAGCUGUAGACUUGAGGGGGAGCUUGCUGGCCUCUCUAGAGAUGUCAGGUUUCUUUUUUACCUAGAAAUGGCUGCAAGUGGAAGUUGAUAAUUUGCAGGCACUUUGUAAUUUGUAAAUUCGUAUUGAGUAAAUGAAUGAAAUUGUGACUUCCUGAGAAUUGAACCUUGGUUUCCUACGCUGAUUGAGGAGAGGCUGUUUGAUGGUGUAUACAAACUCAUCUGAAAGGGACUUGUUUAGGCAGGGACUUUUUCCACCCCAAUCCAUCACCUCUUUUACACCAAAAGUAGUCUGCAGGGCGUGGUAGCUGUUUCUUUUGUGCCAUUUUGGGGUGGAGAAGGUGGAUGUGAUGAAGCCAAUAAUUCAGGACUUAACUGUGUUUUUUCUCAUGUUGUGUUUUUUUGCCCUUGCACCAGAGUAUGAAAUAGCUUCUAAGAGCUCCAGCUGCAAGCUGGGAAGAGUCUCGGUGACUGUAAUCACAUGGUGACAACACUCAGAAUCUAAAUUGAACUUCUGUUGUAUUCUCACCACUCAGUUUAUUUUUUAGCAGUUUAAUGGGUACAUUUUAGAGUCUUCCAUUUUGUGUGGAAUUAGUUCCUCCCCUUCAAAUGCUGUAAUUAACAUCACUUAAAAUAAAACUUGAAUAAAAUAUUGAAACCUUA